GGCGAAUACUGUUGCACGCGAGCCACGAAAACAGUGAGGCCGCUUCGAGAGUGUUGAGCGCCUCCGAGCCGGACGUUGUAGGACUUGACUGGUGCAAAAGUUGGCUCAAGGAAGAUUCUGAUUUUCGGACCGUUUUCGGCGAUACAGCUUUGCGGAAAUGAGACGUCUAUCGUGGCUGAUCCCCAGUGCAGCUUCCAGCUGUGUCCUGGCGCUGCUCUUCUUCUUCUUUGUGAUCCAGACAUCGAGCUGUGAAGAACAAUCCGCACUGCAAGACGCCCUCGUUGAAAAACGUGCACCCCUCUACAGCUUCGGGCUGGGAAAACGGGACGAUGAAAUGGUUCAAGACGAUGUCUCCGACUACGAUUCCGUGGAGAAACGGGACCGAGGCCGCUACAACUUCGGCCUUGGCAAACGAGACAACCGGGAACGUACCUUAUACUCGUUCGGUCUCGGCAAGCGGGACCGCCAUCGUUUCAACUUCGGAAUCGGCAAGCGAGCGUUCGACUUUGAAGACUUCAUGAAACGGCGCUAUAACUUUGGGCUUGGCAAACGAAGCGUUCCUUUCGACAACGUCCGCAGGCGGCGCAGCAGUGAUUACCAGUAGGACGACGACUAUCGGUCGGGGCUUAAAACACGUUGUUUUCAAAAUCAGUUCUGCCUAUCUGUUGCGUUCUUUCUCGACGUUUGGAUUGACGGAUGAAGCGUUCAGCCUCGUGGCUUACUGCUAAGCCCACAGUUAUAUAGGCCUAGCGGUGAAGCGUCGGCACGACGAGAACGAGUGUCGAUUCUCCAGAUAUUUUCUUUCUAAAGCUUUUUCUUUUCUUUUUCUAAUACCUAUGUACUUGGCUUUGACCGGGGAAGAACUCUUUGUUCAUAUGUCAAUUCAACUGUAAAUAUGGAAGAAUGUUUAUUGUUGUAGAUUAGAACAUUAGUGUCGUAUACAGGAAUCUGUUUUCACCUAUAUUUUCUCUUUUCAACUACAGAAAUGGUGAAAAUAAAAUGUUUUGAAACGCACCAAGUGUACAGGAAGUGAACGGUGAAUAAAAUGAAUACUGAAGAUAAUAUUGA
This is a messenger RNA of Ornithodoros turicata, 1068 nucleotides long. RefSeq names its product helicostatins-like. Gene Ontology annotation, molecular function: neuropeptide hormone activity. NCBI's taxonomy places the organism in Eukaryota, Metazoa, Arthropoda, Arachnida, Ixodida, Argasidae. The record is from RefSeq and is a predicted model, not a curated record. The coding region runs from base 158 to 604 and encodes 148 amino acids. The transcript has 2 exons.